Messenger RNA from Loa loa (African eye worm), 951 nucleotides. RefSeq lists its product as hypothetical. Gene Ontology annotation, molecular function: UDP-xylose transmembrane transporter activity; UDP-N-acetylglucosamine transmembrane transporter activity. Gene Ontology annotation, biological process: transmembrane transport. The record is from RefSeq and is a predicted model, not a curated record. The transcript has 8 exons. The coding region runs from base 1 to 951 and encodes 316 amino acids. NCBI's taxonomy places the organism in Eukaryota, Metazoa, Nematoda, Chromadorea, Rhabditida, Onchocercidae. Gene Ontology annotation, cellular component: endoplasmic reticulum membrane; Golgi membrane.
AUGGCGGUAGCUUUGUAUCCCAUAUCCGGUACAUUGGUUGGUUGUAUUGGAUGCAUGUAUUUUGUGGAAUCUAUUGCCAAGGAGCAACCGAGUUCGAUGAAUCUGAUUACUUUUUCCACUUUUCUCUUCAUAUCGUUGGAAGGACUGAUUUUUACGUCGAGAUUUUUUACUGUUCCCAAUAAAAUCCCUAUACGUGGUUAUCUGCCAACAGUAAUAACAUUCUUUUUUGUCAAUGUUAUCAAUAACCAGGCUCUGAAUUUUCACGUUCCUGUCCCGUUGCAUAUCAUAUUUCGAUCAGGUUCACUAUUAGCUAGCUUAAUUCUCACAAAGAUUUUGCAAGGAAAACAGUACUCAUUCCGAAAAUACUUAGCAGUUUUAUUGAUCACAACUGGCAUAAUCAUAUGUACUAUGGCUACUGCUCAUUUGGAGAAAACGAACCAGCAAAAGACAGUGGAUGACAUCGAAAAGCACUAUCGGGAAUGGCUAAUCGGCAUAGCGAUGCUUACUACUGCUUUAUUAGCAUCCGCAUAUUUGGGAAUUUGUCAAGAAAGAAUAUAUAAGGCUUACGGAAGACAUACUGAGGAGGCUUUGUUUAUAACUCACAGCGCCUCAUUACCAUUUUUUGCAUUUAUGGGUGAAGAUAUUUAUAAAUCAGCAGUUGCAUUUUCGCGUAGUUAUCCAGUUAAUAUACUUGGCUUUCGUGUCCCGCACAUAUCGAUAUGCAUCAGUUUUGUAUAUCGGUUAAAUGCCACUUUUGAAGCGCUAACGGUAACAAUGGUUGUUACUAUACGGAAGUUCCUUUCUUUACUCAUUUCCAUUCUUUGGUUUCGGAACCUAUUCACGUUAACACAUUGGGUUGGUGCAGCGUUGGUAUUUACUGGUACACUUGCAUUUGCCGAUAUUUGGACUGACCGUACUAGUACAGUGAAGGAAAAAAAGAAAGAACAAUAA